CUUAGCCAGUAAGGUGACAAAGGCGAAUAUCAACGUAGAAGAAUAUGCGCUGCUGGCAUAAAACAAGAUCAAAAAUAUUUAAGAUUUAGGUGUCAACGAUGGAGAUUUCUCGGAGAGAAUCCUAUAGGAUCCUUGAAGUUGAAGAAGGAUCAAGCAAAGAUGAAAUCCGGACAGCUUACAAGAAGCAGGCCCUCAAAUGGCAUCCUGACAAACACAAGAAUUCUCCAUCAGCCACACAGAAAUUUCAGGAGAUCAGCUCUGCCUACGAGAGGCUAAUGAAGCCAGAACAGAUUGAAAUCAGUCUUACAAUGGAACAGAUGUUUGAUUUGUUUGCACAUGUCUUUUGUGGAAAUAGAGGUGCAGGUUUCUCCAACGGCUUUGGGUAUAAUUUGGGUGAUUCAGACAGUGAUAGCAGCAGUGACUUUAACUUCAAACCUGAUGCUUUUAGAGAAAAGUCAAGCAGAGAAAAAGAUGUCCCAAGUUCGUCAAGACCAACAGUUAGCGAAGCAAAAAGGCACGAGGAGGAGUUACUAAAAGAGGAGGAGAAACUGAAAAAACAGAAAGAGAAGCGAAGAGAACGUAAGAAAAGAAGGAAAGCCAAGAAGAAGCAGGAGAAGGAGGUGCGAUACGGCGGUGGCGAUAGCAAGAAGAAAGGAAAGAAAGAGGUUGUACCUGAAUCGUCAGAUGAAGAGGAGGAAGAGGAAGAGGAGGAAGAAGAAGAGAUAAUUGUGAAUAAACAAAAUAUACAAGCCGAUGCUUUAAAUGAAGAUUCAACGGCGAACUCCAGUGACGACAAGUCUUCCAAGGCCAAAGCCGUCAAUGGCAACAAACCGGCCGACCAUUCCCAGACCGAUAUAAACUCACACUUUGAAACCGAUUCGAACCAUCGAAAGGAGGUCCACGAUGGACAUCAGCAAGCAGCGGGAGGAGGAGGAGGAGGGAGAGAAGGAGGAGUAGGGAAAGGAGGAGGGGGAGAUGGAGUGAAGCAGCCAGAAGGAAGGAAAACACAAACAAAGAAAUCAGGAGGGCACCGCAUUGUACUUCAUCCAGGGAUGUCCGAUUCGGAAAGUGACGAAGAGACCCAAGGGUUGGACAUGAAUAGUGCCUUUUUUGCCCGAGCUGCCAGUGGCAUAGCCAAAAAGCAGACCCCUCCCCCUGCUGUCAAGACCAAAAAGAAAGGCAAAGGGAGAAAAGAAGAGUCUGAAUCAAUAGAGGAUAUGGAUCCAAAAAUUCUAGAGAGCAGAAAAGCAGCAGUAAAAGGCAAUGAGAUGGCAAGCGAGGGAAACUACCACGAAGCCAUCAAAUUUUUCUCAAACGCAAUAGGGCUAAAUCCUAUGGAUUUCAGGUUCUUUGGAAAUCGCUCUUUUUGUUACGAUCAUUUACAAAUGUAUGACCAUGCAAAACGCGAUGCAGAUAAAGCAAUCGAUCUGGACAGGACAUGGCCAAAGGGUCACUACCGAAAAGGCCGUGCUUUGAGUGGUCUAAAACUUUAUUCAGAUGCAGAGGCAGCCUUUGAGCAUGUCUUGAAACUUGAUAAAAACUGUGCUGAAGCGGUCCAAGAGCUAAGAACGGUCAGGGUCUAUCGGCUUAUGGAAAUGGGAUUCGGUGCGCAACAAAGCGAAGCAGCUAUCUUGCAGUUUGAUACAGUUCCAGCCGCUCUAGAAAACCUGCUAGCACAAGGGGACCUACCGGGUGUCAACGGGGAAAUGGAAGAAGUUUACGUCUCUGACGAAGAGGAUUACAUAACCCAAACCAUUCAAGAGAGCAAGCUAGACUACAGCAAUCCUGAAAACUUGAAGUCCUUGUGGAUAGGUAAUCUACAGCCCACAGUUACCGAAAAGGAAUUAAAGGACCUUUUUAAACCAUAUGGUGAAGUCUCGAGCAUGAGACGCAUGUCAGAAAAGUUUUGUGCCUUUGUGAAUUACAAGGACCCUAGAAUGGCCAGCAAAGCUAUGGACAAACUACAGGGUCGCGAGCUGCACGGUAAAUUCCUGCUGAUUAAAUUCCCAGACAACCCUAUAGAGCAACAAAACGCUCAAGCCAACGACCACCAAGAGUACGUCGACAUGCGCUACAAGAACCUGAUCCUGAGGAAGCCCCAAACCCAGACCUCCACGAGCAAACACAACAAUAACAAUCUUAAGAAACCCAAGCAGCAACAGCAGCAGCAGCAGCAGCAACUAGACCCUGCAUUUAAGAUGUCUGGACCGGUGAACGGGACUGAGUGUUACUUCUGGAGGACCACCGGGUGCUGGUACGCCGAGCGCUGCCGCUACGAUCAUCUCCCAGAAUCAAAAGGACUUGACAAGAAGUAAUGGCUCAAGGACGCCCUCUACAGGCCGAAAAACAAGCAUCGUGGAAUGCGUUAAAAAAAUAUCGGUAGUUCACAUGAAAUAUGUGACUUUUUUUUAAAGUCCCCCUUGUGGAAAAAGUCAUUUCACUGGUGGGGAAAAACUUUAAAAUAUAGUGACCAAAAAAGGUCUUUUUUUACAUAUAAAUAUAUAGACAUUUAACAAUAUAAAACAGGGGUCUUGCAAGAACAAAAUGACACCCCUGCUCGACUGUUUUUAUAUUGUUGGACUUUUUUUUUCUUGAAAUAAAGUUGCUGCUAUCCCAAGCUCAAUGAGAAGGGAAAAGUUUUAGAAGCAACGAGUAUGACUGACUCUCAGGAUGUCAAUGUUUGGAGAAAGCCACUAAAGGGCGCCAGACAGGGCAACCUCUACAGAGAAUGGGCAGAAGAGAGAGAGGAGCUUCACAUAUUGGCAGCUGCGGAGAAUGUGUAAAAAAGGAGAAGAUCAACCAGACAAAGUUGUAUGUUAUAUGUAUACUAUGGAGUGUAAAUUCAAAGGAAAAAUCAGAUUAUGAAUGGAAAUAGUAUUUGCUUUUUAAUUUACUUCUAUUGACCGCCGUGUGGCAAAAUGACUACUAGCUUUUUAUCCGACAAGCAAAAUAAUUUCAUGAUACCAAUUAUGCUUGCAUAUACAUGUACCAGUUUUACAAUGUGCAGAAAUGAAACAUACAUUACAUUUUCUAUACAAAAAUUACUUAGGACGUGUUAUCUAAUUUACUUUUAUUUAUCAUAAGGUGGCAAAAUAAAUUUGAUCGAGCAAUUCGAGACCAAUAGUGCAACAUGGUCAAAAUGGGCUAUUGAUUAUUAUACUGAAUAGGCCGCUUACACAUACAGACAAACCUGUCUACAGUGACCGCCCAAGGGAAACACGAAAAGUGGUCUUUGUAGACAGGUUCCUUUAGUACAUGUUUCAAUGAGAAACCAUUUUCAAGGGUAAAAAAUGCUUGUUGUAGACAACGGGUCACUUAACAGGUUUGACUGUACGUGGACAAAAUUUACGAUAUGCAGAAAUGGAGAGCACUCGUACAAUUGAUCUUGUGUGUACCUUUCCAAAGCAAUGUUAUAAGCAAUCUUCGUGUGCACUUAAAGAUGUCAAUAUUUUGUUUCUCAUUGUAGUAUCAGAAGUGUUAACUUUGUACAUUGUCCACCACCCCAAAUAAUAACCUUUUCUUCUAUCCUGAUUUGAAGGCAUUUAGGGCUGGUAUUCAAAAAAGCUUGUUCCGUUGUGUUACAAAAUAUGUGUAGCAUUUUAGUAUUUGUCAGGAUUUACAAUAUUUUCCAUUUAUUUAUGGUCACUAUACUCUUUUUGUCUCUUACAUGACAAAAUGGGUUUUAAUUGCUUGUCUGCCAGGCGAUCACUUUAUUCUAUGGCCUAUACUCUAUUAAUUUGGUAACGUGUUAGAAAUGCUGUAUGUUAUACAUGUACCCUUUUAUUAUGUACAUUAUUCAUAUAUUUAAAAAAACAUUUAGUUUAGUUUUUGCCAUGUAGAGAAUGUCACCUCAGAUUUUAAUAACAAAUUAUCAAAUAAUCUGUUUAUCAAUUUUUCAGACUUGAAAUACAACUCUUCCACACUCUUAUCUUGGCAAGUGGAUUAAAAAUAUUGAUUCAGUAUUUCUUUGACUACAAUUUCUAGAAGAUCAGGUACCAUUGUGUAUAUUGAUUGUCGGUUACCUUGCCUUGUUUAAAAGGUUUUCAGAAUGACCAU
Molecule: messenger RNA, 4056 nt
Organism: Strongylocentrotus purpuratus (purple sea urchin)
Lineage: Eukaryota; Metazoa; Echinodermata; Echinoidea; Camarodonta; Strongylocentrotidae
Exons: 19
Coding region: 99-2315 (738 amino acids)
Molecular function (GO): metal ion binding; RNA binding; protein binding
Source: RefSeq, a predicted model, not a curated record